Molecule: messenger RNA, 2202 nt
Organism: Protopolystoma xenopodis
Lineage: Eukaryota; Metazoa; Platyhelminthes; Monogenea; Polystomatidea; Polystomatidae
Source: the annotation of a GenBank genome assembly
AAUGAUUUCUCUAGACAGGAACGGGAAAUUGAAAAUGACUUUCUAUCUAGUUUGGCUGGACAUUCUCCUGUUUCCGAAUCAUCUCAGAAUUCGACUAGAUUUAAAUCGCUUGAUUUGUCUUCUACAAAAUCUCAAGGGAUAAAGGAUCAAAAUCUUAACUCAGAACGCAAUCAUUACUCACAUUCUUUUGGGAAUUCUCCUUAUAAAGUUCAUUCCAGUCAAGCUAUCGAAAAUGGCUUCGCUAAUGGCAUGGAAUUGAAUUAUGCCAGUUUAAACGAACCUGCUCCGUGUCAAAAUAUGCCGUCCUCUCUGCACCACUCAUCUUCAGAACCUGUUAUUUCAAGUCGUUUGUCUCCAAACAACUUAUCUGUUCAACCUACCUUGAGUACUGUUAGUCCCUCCUACGACAAAAUAUUUCAGCAACAGCAAGUUCAAAUGUUACAAGAAUACGCUGCUACUAUGGUUCUUUACUAUCCUCAUCUGUUCGCAGGCCUCCUAAACCAUCCAAACAUGCUUCCCAAUGAUUCGGGAAUGCAACCUCCCACAUCUCACACUUCAAAUAACUCUUUAUCCAAUCGUCCUCAAUUUUCACAACAUUCACAAAUUCCCCACCGUCCCCCUUCACCUGCCCAAUCCCCUUUCGCUAGUCGAGACACAGCCACACCUAACUCGAUCGGAGAUGUAUCUAGGGGAGGACCUACGCCAUUCACCAUCACUUCAUUGGCCGGAGUUUCGUCCAACUCACCAUCAACGUCAAAUACUGGUGUUCGUGAUUCGGCAGGCUUACAUUCCAUUCAUGAGCGAAACCAGCUCCAUCGACAGGCUACUAGUGGCCCAGCCCCUAUCGCCAGCUCGUCUAGGUCAACUUCACAUCCUGUAUCAUCUCUCAGUUCCGACGACUUGCAGAAUUUUAUGGCCAUGGCAAUGGCCUCAAUGGCUAUGCUUGGCUCGGCCGACCCUCGACAUAACUCUCUUCUGGCUCCUGAAGCAUUGCAAGCCUUGCAAAAUGGAUUUGCUGACCCUUCUGCUGCAAAUUCUUUUCUUGCAUCUUUAGUCUCUUAUUCGCAAUGCCAACAACAACAACAACAGCAGCAGCAAUUUCAAUAUCAGCAGCAUUACCAACAACAACAACUUGCUGCAGCCCAUCGCCAGGAGGAGCAAGCUACCAUGCUUGCUAUGAUGGCAGCUCAGCUCCAACUGCUGCAGCAUAUGAGCUCUCUGGCUUCAGGUGGUCAUUAUACUCAGCUACAACAGCUCCAAAAUCAACUUUCCCUUUUGUCCUGUACUCCUGGCUUUGAAGCGAUCUUUGACCUCAACAACCGGUAUCAACAGCAGCAGCAAAUUCCCCAAACGUCACAUCACCAUACUCAUCCAAAUCAACAAAAAAGCCAUAAUUCCUACAAUUCUCAUGACCAGGGAUUCAAGGGGCCAUAUGGUUCCGGGUCCAUUGCAUUAUCUAGCCCUUCUCGCUCAAAUGCUUCUCCCUCUACUGGAUCCAGGACGAUGGUCAACUCUGGAAAAACUACCUUAUGUGGACAGAACCAUGUCACUGGUGUAUCUGAGGGCCGAAAUAGCGGGAUUUCACCUUGCGAGUCUGUAAAUACAGCCUCAGGAAGCAGGAGUGGGGGCCUUGAGGAUUGGCGAUCGGACGGCUCAACGGGUUCACGCAGAAGUCAGCACUCCUCACCUCCACCUUUGUUGCCGCCACCACUUUCACGACCACCACGGGCCAGCCACACCAACAAUCGACCACCCUCUCAAGCUGGUCCACAAGUAGGCAGCUCUAACGAGGCCGACAAUAUUGCGCUUACUAAUGAUAUUUUUUCGAGUCCCGCAAACAGGUUUUCUGCAAACGGCGUUCUCAAUAAUGCUCUGACCGCCACUCCUGGACAAUCUUGUUGCCUCACCUCACCAACAGACACCAUUACCACUAUAAGCGUUCCUAAAAUGAAUACCAUCUUCCCCUCUAGCGACAGUAGUGGUAGCCUCCGAGAUAUGAUCACUUCUCAAGCGCCCCCUCUAGUGGUCUCAGCCUCCGAGUGCGUCAAGCCCACUUCUUUCGGCUCCUUCAUGGAGCCUAACACUCCGGCAUCCGGUACUAGCUUGGGUGUGUCCAAUUCGUUAGCCUCAAUGAUGGGCCAACUGGCCGGCACAGGAACUUUAUCUCAAGGUGAGUUAGCAACAACUCUCAAUUUUCUUUGA